Molecule: messenger RNA, 345 nt
Organism: Fomitopsis serialis
Lineage: Eukaryota; Fungi; Basidiomycota; Agaricomycetes; Polyporales; Fomitopsidaceae
Exons: 3
Coding region: 1-174 (57 amino acids)
Source: RefSeq, a predicted model, not a curated record
AUGCCUCCAAUCCACAAUGGGCGCGCACUUACGUACUGGUGGAGGUUGCGCGGCGCUGGCGACGACCGCGUUGCAGAACCACUUGAUGUGGCUGUCGGAGAACGUGUUGCCGCCUACAUGUCCUCACCGCGUUAUGAUCACACGAUGGAGUUCGAGGCUGAUAUCGGGAUAUAGAAUUGAAGUGGUGCUGCUACCGGCCCAGGCAGUGUUUGUCACACCCACUCAAGUCGCUUGCCAUCGCUCCAGCGGAGACGACCGUCAUUCAUUGCGACAUGGCGGCGCUGCGUGCGGAGUGCGGAGGAGCAUGGAGGCGGCGUCCACCGAGGACCGUGAAAGCGAGCGGGC